AUGCGUCUCAGUACCAACACCGAGCCCGAGCUGCCCCGGCACGANCCUCGCGCUCCCCGCGCGGGGCCGUGCCGGCUGCUGAGGGAGCGUUCAUUCCAGAGGGUCCGGCUGCAGCCGCCGCCUCCUGCGCUGCAGCCGCAGGAGGUGAUUCCGCACCUUCGCUGUCCUUCGCUGGAGCGCUUCAGGGAAUGCUACCUCAUUCCCCAGCGGCCCGUGGUUCUGGAGGGCGUCAUGGACCACUGGCCGUGUAUGAAGAAGUGGAGUGUGGACUACUUCUGUCAAGUGGCAGGGUGCCGCACAGUCCCUGUGGAGUUGGGUGCUCGGUACACAGAUGAGGAAUGGUCUCAGCAGCUCAUGACUGUCAGUGACUUCAUCAGCCAGUAUAUCAUGGAUGAGAACAAUGUAGGAUACCUUGCCCAGCACCAGCUUUUUGAUCAGAUCCCAGAACUUAAAGAAGAUAUCAGUAUCCCUGACUACUGCUGCUUGGGGGAAGGAGAAGAAGAUGACAUCACCAUUAAUGCUUGGUUUGGUCCAGGAGGUACAAUCUCACCUCUUCAUCAGGAUCCCCAGCAAAAUUUUUUAGCCCAGGUAUUUGGAAGAAAGUAUAUCCGUCUCUACUCACCACAAGAUUCAGAAAACCUGUACCCCCAUGAAAGCCAAAUUCUUCACAACACUAGUCAGGUUGAUGUAGAAGAUCCAGACUUGGUCAAAUUUCCAAAUUUCAAAAAGGCUGCAUUUCAGUCCUGCAUUCUGAUGCCUGGACAGAUUCUGUUUAUUCCAGUUAAAUACUGGCACUAUGUGCGAUCGCUUGAGCUCAGCUUCUCCGUUAGUUUCUGGUGGUCAUAGCUCUGAAAUGUAGUCAGCUGCACUGAAAAGGGAAUUAAAAAUCAGGGAAAUAGCAUUUCUCUCUCAGGAGAGGUUAGAGGUGGAGUAAAACCAAAAACCAACAAACUCUUGCUAAAGCAUGGAGUAGUCACAAUGGGUAAGUGGAAAGAGUAUGCUGUAGCCAUGUCAUUUUUGUAUGUUUCUAAUAACUCCUAAAGACUAUGUGUUAGGUCUUGUGUGUGCAUCCCUCAGAAACAGCCUGUGUACAGGCAUUACCAGGGCUCUGCCUGAGCCUCUCUGUCUCUCUCUAUUUGGAUUUAGAAACACUAAACCCUGGAGUUAGCUACAGAGAUGGUGCUACAUAAACGUUAAAUUCAUUAAAAUAUUGAGCUAACACCAAGCAAGGUACUAGUCUCCUGCAUGGAAAAAGUCACUUAUGUCCUGGUCUGGCCAGGAUAGGGUUAAUUUCUGCAGCCAGGAGGGGCAUGGCCCAGACACAGAGUUUCCUCUGUACCACCUCAGCCUGCCACCGAUGCAGGCCAGGGGCAGGAAGGGGCUCCUUGGUCUCUUAGUGAUUGUAUGUAUGAAUCUUUUUGUGUGAAUCUUUUGUAUCUCUUGUACACUUUGUUAUUGAUAUUGUUGCUAUGACUGCUCAUUUUCUUACUCCUUUGCUGUUUCCAGUAAAUUGUUCUUCUUGCAACUCAUGAUCUUGA
Molecule: messenger RNA, 1538 nt
Organism: Cyanistes caeruleus (blue tit)
Lineage: Eukaryota; Metazoa; Chordata; Aves; Passeriformes; Paridae
Source: RefSeq, a predicted model, not a curated record